Molecule: messenger RNA, 549 nt
Organism: Sphaeroforma arctica JP610
Lineage: Eukaryota; Ichthyosporea; Ichthyophonida
Exons: 2
Molecular function (GO): protein binding
Source: RefSeq, a predicted model, not a curated record
UCGGCGUCCAUUGUCUGUCAAGCAGCCAUUCGGUGCGUGUUGGCCAAUGCACAGGUAAGUCGCCUCCGAACGCAGCACAACACACAACUCUCCGCCGCAGUCACACUGCAGUGUGCGUGGAGAUGCUAUGUGGCACGCCAGGCUAUUGGAGCACUCGUCAGGAAGGAGCAGCAGCGGAUGGCGGAGAUGGCCAUUGCCGAACGACAAGCCCUCGAGCUCGCGCGCGCCAAGAAACUGGCAGCGGAGCAAGGAAUGGUUAAAAUGGCCCAAUCAGAAGCCGCGAAACGCAAGGCCGAGGAGAUGGCAGCCAAUGAGCAGCAGGAACGAGAAAGGGCCAUGGAGGACAAGGAGAAUCUGGCCAAUCAGAAUGCAGAGAAUGAGCGCGAACUGGUCAAGCGCAGCAAGAGCAAACGCAUGUCCAGACUACACGACACAGUCGAGGCACAGCAGCGCAGAGCCAAUGUGAGUGGCUGCAACGGGCACACGCACGUGACGGUGGUAGCUGUUAUGGAGUGUGUGCAGUUAUCUGUGAUAGUUGAUAUUGAGUGG